AUGGUUUUAGCGGACCUUGGACGUAAAAUCACGUCGGCCCUUCGGUCGCUCAGCAAUGCGACCGUCAUCAAUGAGGAGGUUUUAAAUUCUAUGCUGAAGGAGAUCUGUGCAGCAUUACUCGAAGCUGAUGUAAAUAUUAGAUUAGUGAAGAAAUUACGAGAAAAUGUACGUCAGGUUAUCGAUUUUGAGGAUAUGGCUGGUGGUCUUAAUAAAAGGAGGAUGAUACAGAGUGCUGUCUUUAAGGAACUUGUAAAGUUGAUUGAUCCUGGUGUUAAAGCAUACCAACCAGUAAAAGGCCGUCCUAAUGUGAUUAUGUUCGUCGGUUUACAAGGUUCUGGCAAAACAACUACUUGCACCAAGCUUGCGUAUCAUUAUCUUAAGAAAAACUGGAAGGCAUGUUUAGUGUGUGCUGAUACAUUUCGUGCUGGUGCAUAUGAUCAGAUAAAACAAAAUGCCACAAAAGCCAGAAUACCAUUUUAUGGCAGUUACACUGAAGUGGAUCCUGUAACAAUUGCACAGGAUGGUGUUGACAUGUUUAAGAAAGAAGGAUACGAAAUAAUCAUUGUAGAUACAAGUGGAAGACAUAAACAGGAGGAGUCAUUAUUUGAGGAAAUGUUGCAAGUCGCCAAUGCUGUGCAACCAGAUAAUAUAAUCUUCGUAAUGGAUGCAUCGAUAGGUCAAGCAUGUGAGGCACAAGCGAAAGCUUUUAAAGAACGUGUAAACGUCGGUUCUAUCAUAAUUACAAAACUAGAUGGUCAUGCUAAAGGUGGUGGAGCACUUUCUGCUGUUGCAGCAACACAAAGUCCCGUAAUAUUUGUCGGCACGGGAGAACACAUAGACGAUUUAGAACCAUUUAAAACAAAACCGUUUAUUAGCAAAUUGCUAGGUAUGGGUGAUAUCGAGGGUCUCAUCGACAAAGUGAAUGAAUUGAAUCUAGACGAUAAUGAAGAACUACUCGAAAAAAUAAAACAUGGUCAAUUUACUUUACGAGACAUGUACGAACAGUUUCAAAAUAUCAUGAAGAUGGGACCAUUUUCACAGUUAAUGGGUAUGAUUCCUGGAUUUAGCCAAGAUUUUAUGUCAAAAGGUACAGAGCAAGAAUCAAUGGCAAGAUUAAAGCGACUCAUGACGAUUAUGGACAGUAUGAACGACACAGAAUUAGACAGUAGAGACGGAGCUAAGUUAUUCAGCAAACAACCUGGAAGAAUAAUGAGAGUAGCAAGAGGUUCUGGCGUAACAGAAAGAGAAGUUAAAGAUUUAAUAACACAAUAUACGAAAUUCGCAGCAGUUGUCAAGAGAAUGGGUGGCAUUAAAGGUUUAUUCAAAGCAGGUGACAUGACGAAAAACGUCAAUCCUACACAAAUGGCAAAACUGAAUCAUCAAAUGGCCAAAAUGAUGGAUCCACGUGUAUUACAUCAAAUGGGUGGUAUGUCAGGAUUACAAAAUAUAAUGAAACAGUUACAACAAGGAGCUGCAGGUGGGUUGGGAAAUUUAAUGGGUGGUUUUGGUGGUAAAUCCUGAGAUGAGGCUCUGGGCAGUGCUGCUACUGCCGUUAAGGACUGUUAUAUACAACCCUCAAGAAAAUUACGCCGUAUUUGAAUUAUAAUACGAAAGGAAUUGUGUUUUUCUCACUUUAAAUGUGUUUUAUAAGUAAUAGCAUCACAGAAAUCAUUAUUAAUGAAGUGACAUUGAUAGUGGAUUCUCCGGCAUCUUUACGAAUCAAUCGUGAAAUCGUUAAAAUAUCUAUCAUGUACAUGCAAUAAAUUAUCAAAACGCGCUAACGUACAUGUUAUAAUAAGGAUGUUAAUUUAUCCCAA
This is a messenger RNA of Odontomachus brunneus, 1817 nucleotides long. It is a transcript of the gene Srp54k, whose product is annotated as signal recognition particle 54 kDa protein. Lineage: Eukaryota; Metazoa; Arthropoda; Insecta; Hymenoptera; Formicidae. Gene Ontology annotation, molecular function: GTP binding; endoplasmic reticulum signal sequence receptor activity; GTPase activity. The transcript has 9 exons. The record is from RefSeq and is a predicted model, not a curated record. The coding region runs from base 1 to 1521 and encodes 506 amino acids. Gene Ontology annotation, biological process: SRP-dependent cotranslational protein targeting to membrane, translocation; SRP-dependent cotranslational protein targeting to membrane. Gene Ontology annotation, cellular component: signal recognition particle, endoplasmic reticulum targeting; cytosol.